GCUAACGACAACAACAACAACAACAACAACAAGCAACAACAGCAAAGCAGCAAAACAAAAACAAAAACAACAAACUAAACAACUAACAACAACAAAACAGACUCAGACUUCAACUGAAAGCAAAACUAUUGCAUUGAAUAUUUGAAUAUUCAAAACUGAGCUCAGCGAGAGAGAGAGACACAGAGAGAGAGAGAGACAGAGACAGAGUGUGCGAGCCGGUGUUCUUCUUCUCCUACUCUUUAUCUUCGUCAUCGUCUUCAUCAUCAUCAUCUCAGUAACUGAGCGUCUUUAAAUAAGGAAAAAGAAAAUAAACGAAGUGGAAGAAAGUUCGCGCAAGGUUUUACACACAAAAAAAAAAAGAUCUCCAUCAAAUUUCCACUGUUACUUUGUGUUUCAAUUUUUUCAAAGUGAACAACUAAAUAAAAAACGGAGAAGGAAAAAAGUGAAGCGUAAAGCGUAAAAGAAAAGCAAUUUCAAGUGUGAAAAUCUAAAAAAAAUAUAAAAUCGCGUGAUUUUUGUCAUUUUUAUUUGUUAUUUUUUUGGCGACUAAAAAGUGUUUGUACGAUCUAAAAAAGAUCUAAAUAUAUAUAUAAGCGAAAAAUCAACGGGUUGUUUCUCCAAUGCUCAACGUUUUGAGUGGCGAAAUCAAAGGCGAUUUGCUAGCGAUUUGAUAGCGAAAGAGAGCGAGAGAGAAAGAGAGAGAGAGAGAGAGACGAUAAACCAAAAGGUUUUUUUUACAGAAUUUAUUGGGCGUUACGAAUUUGGGGUUAACGCACUACGAAACGAAGGUUCGGGCAUAAGUAAGAAAAAGAUAAAGAAAAACUCCAAAAAAUAAAUAUUAUAAUAGUAAUAAACGUUAGACAAGUGUUUUUUCUAUUAUAUACAUAUAUAUAUAUACAUACAUAUAAUAUAAUACGAGUACGAGUACGAGACGAGUGAAGAAUAUAUAUGCAAAUAUAUAUAUUUACAUUUCACAAACAAAGACUUGAACUUCUUAAAGAAAUUAAUAUUUAUACAAAAGAGAGAUUUAACAAAUGAAAUAAGAACAAAAGCGAACCAGAAACGGACUUCCAACGAUUUCAAAGUACGACGAAAUAUUUUUUUUAGAAUCAACAACUAAAAUACUAAACCCAAAAUUCCGGUUAACAUUAACAACAACAACAACAACACCAAGCAACAACAACAACAAUAGGAACUACAACAAAUUUGCCAAAGGAAGAAGAAUUUACAUAAAGCAAAGAGAAAGUGAGAUCAACGACGAGUUUGAAAGAGCGAGACAGCGAAAAAGUUCCACAUAAAAAGCAAGAGCGAGAGAGAGUGAGAGCGAGAGCGAGACAGAGCGAUCAGCUGCUAAGUGAUAUUUUAUAACACAAAAUAUCAGUUAAGGACAACAAUUUAUAAGAUUGAGUAAAAACGAGCGAGCAAUCGAAUAGCUAUCAUUUAUCAGACAACCGACAAGAACACAAAGAAGAACAAGAAGAAGAAGACGUAGAGGAAGAAGAAGAAAACUCAAGAGGAGAAUUUAAUACUAUGUAUGAGAAAGAUUUUUAAACUGCAAACCGAGCAAAAUAAAACCAAACACCACCAAGCAAAAACCAACAACUAUUAACAUAAAAAAAGGAGUAUAUAUACACACACAUAUAUAUAUAUAUAUAUAUAUAUAUAACGAAUAAUCAUAUUUAAACGUAUAUAUAUACACACUCAAGAAGAAGAAGAAGAACUGUAAGAACUAUAACAAAAUACAUAUACUAUAUUAUUAUAUGUAUACAUAUUUGCAUAAACAAAACUAAGUUCCAAGGAUUAUUUCAUGACAAAACCAAAAACCAAAAAAAAAACCAGCGCAAAUUAGUAAAAAUCAUAUAACAACAACAACAACAACAACAACAAAUUAUUGCUAUCUUUUUGCAUUUUUGCAAUUUUAUAUAUAAACAAAAAAAAUAAAAAUAAAUAAGAAAUAAAAAAAUCAAGAGAGAGAAAGAGAGAAAGAAUACUCAAAAAGCGAAGCGAACUCAGCAAAAAACAUAAACAAAAAAUUAGCAAAAUUUACUCUUUUAUCUAAAAACUAAAAACUAAACUAAAAUAAAGAAAACAUAAGAAAUUACUUCAAAUUUAAAUACAAUUUUAAACUCUAAGCGAAGCCAAAGAACGGUUAAAGGAAAAACAAAAACAAAAACAUAAGAUUAAAUAAAAAAUACUAUUUUUUUUUUGCGAUCGUAGUUGAUCUAAAAACCCAAAAAGGCAAAAAUCAAUAAAAGAAAUAAAUCAAUAAUAAUAAUAAUAAACGAAGAACUUGCGGCAAACAAUUUCACUGGACGUGUGCAAAGCGCAGUCGAAUAAAAAAAUAAAACACACACACUUAAAAAAAAACAAAAAUAUAUUUGUAAGCGUAACCAAACAAGCAGUGAGAUUAAAUACUAAGCACAAGCCACAACCAAAGGACAACAACAACAACAACCAAAAAAACAACCAAAAAACAAAAGCAACUGCAAAAGUUGAACGUUCAUUUAACUGCAAAGUGUCUCGAGUGUCUGUGUGUCUGUAACUGUUAACAGUUACAGUUACAACAGCGUUAACAACAGCAUCAAGAUUAGCACGAAAAGCAGCAACAGCAACAGCAACGGCAACGGAGCCAACAGCAACGGCAACGGUAACGGGAACAGUAACUGCAGCAAAAGCAACAGUAACGAGAGCCUGAACAACAUGACCAACGCCAUGGACAUUGUGAAGAACGGAGGCAGCGCCAACGGAUCCGUUGAUGGCAGCAAUGAUGAGUCGCGUACCAAUUUGAUAGUCAACUAUCUGCCACAAACCAUGACGCAAGAGGAGAUGCGAUCGCUCUUCUCAAGCAUUGGUGAGUUGGAGAGUUGCAAACUGGUGCGUGAUAAAGUCUCAGGUAAUUUGGUCUUGCCAGCAUCAUUGACCGCACUCAAUCCGGCUUUGCAGCAAGGUCAGAGUCUGGGCUAUGGAUUUGUUAACUAUGUACGCGCCGAGGACGCUGAGAAGGCUGUGAACACCCUGAACGGUUUGCGUUUGCAGAAUAAGGUUAUUAAAGUAUCAUACGCCCGUCCAAGUUCAGAAUCUAUAAAGGGUGCUAAUUUAUAUGUAUCGGGUCUUCCGAAAAAUCUAUCACAACCAGACUUGGAGGGGAUGUUUGCAUCGUUUGGCAAAAUAAUUACAUCUCGUAUACUCUGUGAUAAUAUUUCUGGUCUAUCGAAGGGUGUUGGUUUUAUACGUUUCGAUCAACGCAACGAAGCUGAGCGCGCCAUCCAGGAGUUGAAUGGCAAAACUCCGAAGGGCUAUGCCGAACCGAUAACCGUUAAAUUUGCCAACAAUCCAAGCAAUAGCGCCAAGGCCCAGAUCGCCCCACCAUUAACCGCAUACUUGACGCCUCAGGCAGCGGCGGCCACACGCCGUUUGGCCGGUGCUCUGCCAUCGGCCGGUCGCAUAAGCAUUGGAAAAAGUCCAUUGUUAGCGAUUAACAAGGGUUUGCGAAGAUACUCACCGCUGGCUGGUGAUCUAUUGGCCAAUACGAUAUUGCCGGGCAAUGCAAUGACUGGAUCGGGCUGGUGUAUAUUCGUCUAUAAUCUGGCACCGGAGACCGAAGAGAAUGUUCUUUGGCAACUAUUUGGGCCAUUUGGGGCGGUGCAAUCGGUGAAGGUGAUUCGUGAUCUGCAGACAAGCAAAUGCAAGGGAUUCGGCUUCGUGACCAUGACCAACUACGAUGAGGCUGUGGUAGCCAUACAAUCACUUAACGGCUAUACUCUCGGCAAUCGGGUGCUGCAGGUUAGCUUUAAGACUAACAAAACUAAGACAACUUAAGCUUCGAUUUAGAUUUUUCGUUUUUCGUUUUUCGUUUUUUUCUUUUGUCUUUCUGGUAGGUUUUUGUGAUUUUCGUUUCUGAAAUAACCGAAAACUCUCUUUACACUGCAAAAAAAAAGAGAAAAACGAAAACGAACAAAUAAUUAAAUAUAGUCAAGAUAAUGGUAAUGAAUAUGAUAUUGAGACAGAUAGAGAGAGGAAAAUAAACUAUGAAGCACAUUUGUACAUUUGGCAUUUGACAGCGAGUUUGUAGUCAAAAUUACUUAAUAACAUAAUUGAUCAAAGUGUGUGUGCAUACUAAAAAAAGAUGUUGACAAAAAAAAAAAAUACUUAUUAACUAUAUUGAUUUAUGAUUGAUUAAUUGACUCGAUGAUUGAUUCGUUAAGCUCAUGAAAUCUUAGCUAAAAUUUAUAUAUUUCUUUUCCUCCAUUUGUUUAUCUCGUGGAACAGCACUACAUAAUCUUAAUUUAAAUUCUUAAAACCACUUGAAAAGAAUACUAACAACUUAAAAAAACAAAGCUUAAAUGAGGCAAAAAACACAAGAAUAAUGACAACAACAACACAACAAAAAAAAAAGGUUAGAACAACAGACAAAUGUCUAUAAAUUGCAUAAGAAAAGACAAGACAACAAAGUAAAAUCAUUGAAAAAGAUAAAAAAAACAAAAAAUUACAAAAAAAAAUACUUAAAAAUACCAAACACUUUAAAUAAAAUAACAUAAUUUUUUUUAAUUAAAUUUAAAUUAAAUUAAAUUAAAUAUUACAAUUACGUAACUAAAUUAUUUAAUGUUUAUUCAUUUAACUAAGCAAGUAAGAUACCAAACAACAACAACAAGAACAACAAGAACAACAAGAACAAGAACAACAAGUCAAACAAAUACACUUAAUAUAAUUAAAUACUAUUUAUUCAAAAUGGGCCCGCAAUGUGGACUACGCUAUAAUUGCUAUAUAUUGUAUUUGUGUUCGUUAUGCAUAUAACUUAAUUAACGUUAAUUACGAAAUAUAUUAAUUAUAUGAAUUUUCAUUCACUUUAAAUAAUGUUUAUAAUAUGCUUAAAUUCAAUUAGAUUCUAUUCGAUUUGCAUUGAUUUGAACAAAUGAACAACAAACCAACAAACAAAAGCAAAACGUAAAGCCGCGUUCAAUCAAACAAAAAAAAAAUACCAAAAAUACGAAACGCAACAAAAGAACAAAUAAACAUACAUACAUCUUACGUACAUCAUACAUCAUACAUACUUAUAACCAUUAUUAUUAUAUAUAUGUAAACGUUUUACUUUCAUUUUUUCGUCGUCGUCUAACUUAAAACUUAAAUGAAGAAAACGUAAACCAAAAAAAAAAACGCAAAAAAAAUACAAAUAAACAUAUAAAAAAUACCAAAGUAUAUUCAAUAUUGUAUGUGCAAACGGAAACGUAAAGAAACCAAGAAAACAAAAAAAACUUAUUAUAUUAUAUUAUAUUAUAUUAUAUUAUAUAUUAUUAUGCCUACUUAUUAUUCCAUUUUUAUAAUUAUAACUUAUGAAUAAAAACCAAAAAAUGCAAAAACAUCAACAAAACCAAAAUCGAGAAAGUACUUACACAAAAUACUACAACUAAUAAAUAUAUAUACGAAUAUGAAUAUAUAUAUAUAUAUUUAUUAUUAAAUAAAUGUGUGACUGCGAAUUGAAAGAAAACCCAAAUCCAAAACUAAAAACACAUUUGUUUUCAUUUCUUUCUGCCACAUACAAUCAGAGCAAGUAAAUACGCUAAAGAGCAAAUGAAAAGUGGCAACGUUGCACAUCUUUUUCAGAGCAAGUAAAAACGCUAAGAACCAAAUGAAAUGUGGCAGCGUUGCACAUUUUUUCAGAGCAAUGUUGCACAUUUUCUCUGCCACAUACAAUCAGAGCAAGUAAAUACACUCAGAUGCAAGUGAAAUGUGGCAACGUUGCCAUACCAAUUUGGCAACAGCGCAAAGGUCUUGCUCUUGCAACGUUGUCUCAACGGUUGCAUUUUUCUUUUUUUAUUCAUUUAUUAAACAGCUACAAAUGGGUAACUGAAAAGUGGCAACAGUGCCUGCAAAAUAAACACACACAUACACGCAACAAGGCCACAAAGCCGGAAUGAAGUUCGAAAUUUGCUUGAACUAUAAAUAGAUUAAAAACAAACCACAAAAUUAAGAUAAAACAAUAUACAAGAAAGCAAAAGAUGAACAGCAACAAGAACAACAACAACAGCACUCGCAUUUUUAAAUGAAAAUAUAUACUUUAAUUGAACUCGCAAAUGUUCAAGGUUAGUUUCAAUAUGAUCUACAAACGUAAUGAGAUAAGUUUUAAACUGGUUUUGUCGUCAGUAAAUUGCAUUACUAGCUAACAAGAUAGGUAUCGACAACAACAACAACAACAAGAACAGCAACAACACGAAAAAUAUACCAAAUAAAAAUAUACUAUAUACUAUAUAUAGAGACGUACUUAUAAGAUGUGAGCCUAUUAGAUAUGAUUCCGCAUUUCGCUCCCAUGUUCGUUCUUUUGGCGCCCCAUUUCCUUCCCUCCCCCCCAAAUAUUCCGUAGAGCUAAACAGCAAUCAAUGUGUGUGUCAGUAGAUUUAGCAAAAUAAAAAAAAAAAAUACUUACGAAAUAAUAACUAAAUAAAAAUUUUUAAAAACGAGACUCUUUUUUUUCUCCAAAAUAUAUAUAUAUAAAAAAAUAAGUAGUGCAUUAAAUACGGCCACAUCUACAUGGCAAUUGAGGGCACUAAGCGGAUGUGGAAGAGGAAGAGGAAGCAAAAGAAGAUGAUCAUCAUCUUCGGAGGUAGUCAGAGAACGCGAAGAUUAAACCAAUAUGAAUGUACUUAAGAUAGUUACAUCUCAAGCAAGCAAAGCAAAUCGCGUUGGAGUCACAUCUGCGCAAAUUGAAAACACCAAAUUUUAAAAAUAUAUAUAUAUAUGAGAUAUAUAUAUGUAAAAAUAUUUAUAUAUAUACAUAUGAAGGAUGUAAAAUUUUUUAAACAAAGAUUUAUAGUAAAAUUUAUGAAUAUAUUGAAUAAUAAGUAUAUAUACAUAUAUAUAUAUACACAACACAUGUCAAAUGGGAAAAAAGAAUAAGCAAAUGCAUGAAGCUGCGUUUAAAACAUGAAAAAAUAAAACACAAAAAUGUGAAAUACAUUUAAAAAAUACCAAAAACGAUUGGAAAACUAAAUAUGAAAAAAUAAUCUCGGAAAUUGACAAAACAACAAAAUGUGAAAAGAAAAUAAAUUACAAAACUGAAAAAAAAACAAACAAAACGUUCGCCAAAUGUGCCCGUGAGAGAGAAAGAAAGAGAGAUCGUAAAAUCGGAAUGGGCAAAAAAGAAAUGAAAAGAAAGGAAAGAAACUCAAAAACUCGAUACUCGAUAGUCGAAAAUGAUCGAUAACAAAAAACUACUCACUUAUAUGUAUGUAUAUAUGUGUGUGUACUCGUACAAACAAAUGAAUUAAGAAACUAACCAAAAACUGAAAACAGAACCGACGAAUUGAAAUGGAAAUUGAAAUUGAUAUUGAUAUUGAUAUGUGUAUGAAUCGUUUUCUCAUGAGUAUCGAAUCGUUCAUUCGUUCUUAUUAGCUCAUUAUGUAAUUCGAUAGUUCGAUAGUUCAUUUUGCCAGUGGACUCUAUAUUAACAUACCAUACAUACAUACAUACUCUAUAACGAAUAAAGUAAUAAAACAAAAACAAAAAAUACAUUUAAUUACAUACUCAUUAUGUGUGCAAAAAAUACAAUGAACUUAAUGAAUUUUAAUCACAUUUAAUAAACAUAAUAAUAAUAAUACUAAUGAUAAUGAUAAUGCUAAUGCUAAUGCUAAUUCUAAUACUAAUAAUAUCCAUCACAUUAGCCAGGUGCUGUUGAUACCCACCAGCGCCUCAGGGUUGUGUGUCAUUAUUCAAGAAAGCAAUAUUAAAAUGUGACUCGAGUUGGCUGCACACAAAACAAAAACUAAAGAAUUUCAUUUGUUGAUUCAGUAUAUUUCUAGUUUUAGUAUUUUUCGCAAAACAAAAUACAAAUCUGUUUACAUUUUGGUAAUCUUUUCUGCUCAAGAGGAGGUUAGUGUUAAUUUUCAAAGCAAAUUCUUUCACUGAAUUGAAAUUUCGUUGAAAAUUAAAGCUAUUUUUAGUAUGUUCCUGGUUUUAGUAUUUUUCGUAAAACGAAAUUAAAAUCUGUUUACAUUUUUGCCAUCUCUUCUGAGUAGGUAUUUUGAAAACAAAUUUCUUUAUAGCUAGAAACAUAUUUUGAAAAUAUUCGCUGAAAAUAGAAGUUUCAGUAUAUUUCUAGUUUCGGUAUUUUCCGUAAAACGAAAUUAAAAUCUGUUUACAUUUUUGCCAUCUCUUCUGAGUAGGUAUUUUGAAAACAAAUUCUUUUAUAGCUAGAAACAUAUUUUGAAAAUAUUCACUGAAAAUAGAAGUUUCAGUAUAUUUCUAGUUUCAGUAUUUUCCGUAAAACGAAAUUAAAAUCUGUUUACAUUUUUGCCAUCUCUUCUGAGUAGGUAUUUUGAAAACAAAUUCUUUUAUAGCUAGAAACAUAUUUUGAAAAUAUUCACUGAAAAUAGAAGUUUCAGUAUAUUUCUAGUUUCAGUAUUUUCCGUAAAACGAAAUUAAAAUCUGUUUACAUUUUUGCCAUCUCUUCUGAGUAGGUAUUCUGAAAACAAAUUCUUUUAUAGCUACAAACAUAUGUUGAAAAUAUUCGCUGAAAAUAGAAGUUUCAGUAUAUUUCUCGUUUCAGUAUUUUGCGUAGUAUAAAAAUACUAAUUAGAAUACUUUCAUCAAUUUCUAGUAUUUCUUUAAAAGAUUCGAGACAAAAAGUUUCAGUAUAUUCCUAGCUGGUUUCAGUAUAUUUCUAGUUUCAGUAUUUUGCGUAGUAUAAAAAUACUAAUUAGAAUACUUUCAUUAAUUUCUAGUAUUUCUUGAAAAGAUUCGAGACAAAAAGACUUUAAAUGUUUGUCGAUUAUUUCUUAAGAACUUUUAUGGUGUUGCAUGGUGUUGUUGCAGCUGUAAAAUGAUCGCAACUCGGUGACUCGGUCACAGAACUCAAAGCGUACACAAAUACAUAUAUAAAAAGUGUAUGUUAUACCAAUUACCUAAUUAUAGCUAAAGGAUAUUAGUACAUAGAGCGAGACAAAGGCGAAGGCGAAGGCGAAGAAUGGCGAACGGAGUGAAACGAAGAUGCCGACAACAGACACACACACACAUAGAAAUAGACAAACAUACACACACAUACACACACACUGGCAAAGUACAUGUAAGGCAGAGAAAGAGACGAAGAGAGAGUGUAAGAAGAGCGAGCGAAGGUAUAAAACUGAACCCAACUGAAAACUGAAAUUUGUGAACGAAAUAACAAUGAAAAUCAUAAACUAAGCAUAAAAUGCAUUUAAAAAUUAUUUCCGAAUGAAGAAGACAAAAAUAAACAAAAAUACAUAUAUACACAUACAUACAUAUAUGUCUAAAUAGUUAUAUGAUGAGAAAAAUCUGUUCUGAUCCAAUUUGGCCGAACGAACUAAAAUAAAACUUCCAAUACUUUUUUUGGUUUGGUUUCCAUUUCGAACAACAGAUGAGAAAAUGUGAAUCGAUAUCGAGAUAACUCAAUUUAGUUAAUAAUACUUAAGCACUUAGACGAAUACGAAAUACGAAUACGAAAUCGAAUACGAAAUCGAAUACGAAAUCGAAAUCGAAAUCGAAAUCGAAAUCGAGAGCAAGCCAAAACGAUGCCAACACAACAAAUGGGCGAUUAACACGGUUUAUACUAAAACAUAUACUUAUGAUCAUGAUGAAGAUGAAUGAAUGAAUGAAUCUAUUGUAUGUGUAUGUUAAAACAAGAAAAAAAAAAAAAAAACAUUCUAAUAGUAUGCUUCAAAAAAAAAAAAAGAAAAA
Molecule: messenger RNA, 9684 nt
Organism: Drosophila nasuta
Lineage: Eukaryota; Metazoa; Arthropoda; Insecta; Diptera; Drosophilidae
Gene: fne
Product: ELAV like RNA binding protein found in neurons
Exons: 8
Coding region: 2701-3819 (372 amino acids)
Cellular component (GO): ribonucleoprotein complex
Molecular function (GO): RNA binding
Source: RefSeq, a predicted model, not a curated record